Aspergillus glaucus CBS 516.65 is the source of this 2497-nucleotide messenger RNA. RefSeq names its product putative C6 transcription factor. The transcript is spliced from 3 exons. Bases 145 to 2220 code for a protein of 691 amino acids. Gene Ontology annotation, molecular function: DNA binding; zinc ion binding; DNA-binding transcription factor activity, RNA polymerase II-specific. Gene Ontology annotation, biological process: DNA-templated transcription; regulation of DNA-templated transcription. Lineage: Eukaryota; Fungi; Ascomycota; Eurotiomycetes; Eurotiales; Aspergillaceae. The record is from RefSeq and is a predicted model, not a curated record.
GGCUCACAGUCAAUCCUUAGCCGAGCUGCUUUUCGAUUUGGCCAACAGGAAAAGGCAAACACGGACCAAAGGAACUGUUCCUGACGCAUUCCAUGCCUGCUGUGUGGUACCGGAGUAUCCCCGACCAGCUCCCCACCAUUCAUCAUGGCUUCCACGCCUAGGAAGCGGUCUUCCUACGAUGCUGGCUUUGAGUCGGCGCAAAAAGACGACAGUCGCGCUUCUACUAUUCCCGACGGACGGUCUCUUCCGAAGAUUUCUAAAGCUCGUGCCUGUGCAGAAUGCAAACGACAUAAAAUUCGCUGCGAAAUCAAACCAGGCGCAUCGAGCUGCUCGAAAUGUCUCCGGAGCGGGAUCAAGUGCGUGGUUAACGACUUUUCGCAAAAGUUCGUCGACGACGACGGGGUAUGGAAAUCGCAAGCUGCAGCCUCCCUUCAACAACUUCAAACAGCCGUUUCGCAUAUCCUCUGCCAAAAUGGUCUACCAGAGCUCUCCGCAUACCAAACAGGCGAUAAUCGCAGCAAGCCCAGUCCCGUCGCAUCCAUCAAUGGACACCCUCCUUCUUUACACGAUGACGCACUGUCAAGUACAAGCCACAAUGGACCGGAGCCGGUGAUGGAUGUGAUACGAGAGCCGUCGCAGGAGCCGGAUCUCCAGGACCCAGAACUGGUUCCGGCACCGAUGCGCAGUCUCUACGAGGUGACCAAGCUGCGCAAUUUUCGGAACAAUCCUGUGGAGAAACCCAAGGUGACCAUGCUCGAGGAAGACUUUAUCUCGCGAGGAUUGAUUUCGGUCCAUGAAGCUGAGGAGCUGUUCGCAUACUUUAGUCGGACUAUGAAUCAGCUCCUAUGGGGUGGGAUUAUCCUCGUACAUCGUGAUCUUACCUCCGUCCGUCGUGCAUCUACCUUGCUGUCUGCGGCUGUGUUGACGAUUGCCGCGCUUCAUAUCCCCAAUCGUACGGAUACGUUAAAUCGAUGCUAUGGCGAGUACGUAUCCCUCGUAUCCAGCAUGUCCCUGUCGCGGGCGCACACAUUAGAUGACAUUCGCGCACUUUGCGUCGGGGCUUUUUGGCUUUCCGAGUUGAGCUGGAAGCUCUCAGGUCAUGCCGUUCGAAUUGCUACGGAGUUGGGUCUCCAUCAGAGCUAUCAAAAGUUCAUCCGCGGCCAUACCGAUCAGUAUGAGCGCGCGCAGCUCUGGUAUCUACUCUACGUAUGUGACCACCACUUUAGCAUCGCAUACGGCCGACCGCCUGUCAUGCACGAGGACAAUGCAAUCAAGAACCAUGAGACUUUUCUCCAGUCCCCGAUGGUUGUUCCUGGGGAUAUCCGACUUCUAGCACAACUGGCUCUGUUCAUGAUAUUAACGGAGGCAUACCGGACUUUUGGAUCAGAUGCUGAGCAAGCCUUGACAGAAGAAGACUUCGGUCAGUUGCGGGUCUUUAACGUGGCAGUAGACCAAUGGCGACUACUCUGGCAACCGCGUUCUUGUAGGUAUUCCCAAUUUUAUGGUGGAACUCCUUGCGAAUUGACACCAUCAUUAGCCGACAGUCCUUAUGUCCGGACAUAUCCCUCCAAAGGAGUGGUGCUCCACUAUCAUUUCGCUAAAUUUCAACUCAAUUCUCUCUCCCUCCGGGCCCUAUCACCCUCCAAUACCCCGGUGUUUUCCUUGGACCGCAAAGAGUCCGCCAACAUUGCCAUUUCGUCGGCGAUGGCAUGUUUGAACAUGGUGCUUGAAGAACCCGAUAUUCGAGAUGCGAUAGUCGGUGUUCCAAUCUUCACCCACACCAUGGUCACCUUCUCCGCCGUCUUUCUCCUCAAAGUAGCCGUGAACUGGAACUCCGCCUACCUCAGCCUCGACGGCCGCCAGGUGCGCCAUUUAGUCGAGCGAGUAAUCGAAUUACUGAGUUGCGUCUCCGCAGGCGAGAAGCACCUAACCCGCCACAUCGCCCGCGGAUUAGGCAAGAUGCUCGAACGCUUCGACACCUGGGAAAUGGCCUGGCAGGCCGGUCAUAUACCCAACGGACAUGGCGGCGCCAUGCCCGUAAGCACAUGCGGAAUUGUCACCAGCGGGACACCUGCGGAGGUCCCUGGGGGCGCGAAUGCAAUGGCACAGGGCUUUCCGCCGCCGGAUCUAAUUUAUGAUAUGGUGGGGACGUAUGGGUUUGGGUUAGAUGAGAAUCUGCUGGAUCCGAGCAUGGCGAAUUUCGAAUUUCUGGCGUCGUGAUUUUGUUUCUUUUCUUUUGUGAUUUUUUGUGCCAUAUACCCUGGAUAGUUGUUUGGUAUAGGGUUGUGUUGGUUGUGUUGGUUGUGCUGGUUGUGUUGUAUUUAUAGUGCUGCUACGCUAUCAAUUGGUUCCAUGGUUCAUGGUGGUAUGUGCUGAUGUCACGGUUAUAAUGACAAUGGAUUAGACAGUGUCCGGCGUCAUACUUUCUCCUCUGGUUUCUGAUAUGAACACAUCUGAUUGCUUAAGGGUACAGCCCAGGGGAAGCUCCUGGUAUUCG